AUGGCUAUCACUACCGUGCCAACGGGCUCAAGCACCGAGAAGCCUGUUUCCGUCCACGAGAAUGAACAUGAAACCCUUGAAUAUACACAGGCACUUCAUAAGGUCAACUCACGCCUGGCACAUCCUUUGGCUGGCUACUCUCAUGAACGCUUGAUUGAGAUGGGAGCGACCUAUGCUCGCAACCAUGGGAUGGAAGAAUACCAGGAAGAAUUCAGCAAAGGAGCCAUGCUAGCCCAAGACCCAGGAGCAUUUGAGACAAUCCCACUCCUGACGGACGAGGACAGAAACAUGUUGAGGCGUGAAGUCACACACAAAUGGAGUCAUCCGAAAGAGCUUUACCACAUGGUUAUCAUGUGUUCUCUUGCUGCCGCUACGCAGGGAAUGGAUGAGACUGUCAUCAACGGCGCAAAUCUCUUCUUCUUACCACAAUUUGGAAUUGAGAACCGUGAAUGGAUUGCUGGCCUUGUCAACUCGGCACCUUACCUGUGUUGCUUUACCAUUGGUUGUUGGUUGACGCAUCCGCUGAAUAAAACAUUCGGUCGUCGGCACACAAUUUUCAUCACCUGUCUCGUAUCCUUCUUGACUUGUCUCUGGCAAGGGUUUACAAAUUCAUGGCAACACCUCUUCGUGGCUCGUUUCUUUUUGGGAUUCGGUAUUGGCCCGAAGAGUUCCACUGUUCCGGUUUACGCUGCUGAAUGCUCCCCCCCCGGAAUUCGUGGUGCUUUGGUCAUGAUGUGGCAAAUGUGGACUGCUUUCGGUAUCAUGGUUGGUUACAUCGCUGAUGUUGCUUUUUACAAAGUUCCUGACCCACCUCAUAUUACGGGCUUAAACUGGCGCCUUAUGUUGGCAUCAGCGUGUGUUCCCCCGUUGCUUGUUUGCGCACAAGUUUACUUCUGUCCUGAGUCCCCGCGUUAUGAAAUGAUGAAGGGCAACCACCAAAGAGCGUUCAACUCUCUCGCUCGUCUGCGUUGGACCAAGGUUCAAGCUGCUCGUGAUCUAUUCUACAUGCACACUCUCCUCGAAAUUGAGAAGGAAUUAGAACAUACCAAGAAGAAUAAAAUUGUGGAAAUGUUCACCAUCGGCCGCAACAGGAGAGCUAUGAUUGGUUCCGAAAUCGUCAUGUUCAUGCAACAGUUCUGUGGAGUCAAUGUCAUCGCCUACUAUUCUUCAGUUAUUUUUGUUGAUUCUGGCUUCUCGCACGUCUCUGCCCUCCUUGCAUCAAUGGGUUUUGGAAUAAUCAACUUUUUGUUUGCUAUUCCAGCGGUCUACACCAUUGAUACCUUUGGCCGUCGUAACCUCCUUCUUACAACAUUCCCAUUCAUGGCUCUGUUCCUUCUAUUUACGGGCUUUUCAUUCUGGAUUGAGGAUCAAACUGCUAGAAUUGGCUGUGUCGCCCUCGGAAUCUAUCUUUUUGGGAUUGUUUACUCCCCUGGAGAAGGUCCGGUCCCGUUUACUUACUCCGCCGAAGCCUACCCGCUUUAUAUCAGAGAUCUCGGCAUGUCUUUCGCAACUGCAACAACUUGGGGAUUCAACUGGGUACUUUCUAUGACAUGGUUACCACUCGUUCGAGCUUUCAAACCACAGGGCGCCUUUGGAUACUACGCAGGCUGGAACAUGAUCGGUUUCCUUUUAGUUCUCUUUUUCCUACCUGAAACAAAGGGCCGAACAUUGGAAGAGCUGGAUCGCGUAUUUGAAGUCCCUACACACGUUCACGCAAAAUGGGGUCUUGCACAAAUCCCUUACUUUAUUAAGCGCUACAUCUUCCACCAGGAUGUCCCCGCACCGAUAUUGUUGGAUUUGUCUGAUACUCCUCACCACGCAGAUAGCCACGGUGGUGACUACAAGGAGGCCACUGAGAAGGUUUAG
Molecule: messenger RNA, 1866 nt
Organism: Morchella importuna
Lineage: Eukaryota; Fungi; Ascomycota; Pezizomycetes; Pezizales; Morchellaceae
Exons: 6
Coding region: 1-1866 (621 amino acids)
Biological process (GO): transmembrane transport
Cellular component (GO): membrane
Molecular function (GO): myo-inositol:proton symporter activity
Source: RefSeq, a predicted model, not a curated record